Molecule: messenger RNA, 367 nt
Organism: Paramecium pentaurelia
Lineage: Eukaryota; Ciliophora; Oligohymenophorea; Peniculida; Parameciidae
Source: the annotation of a GenBank genome assembly
AAUGAAAAUGAAUAGAAAACCUGUUGAAAUCUAAUAGACUGAUUUAGAUUGGAAAUACAUUAAGGGUGGAGGUCCUGGAGGUUAAGCAAUAAAUAAAACUUCAAAUUGUGUUUAAUUGACUCAUAAACCAACUGGAAUAUAAAUUAAAUGUUAAAAAAGUAGAGAUCUUGAAACAAAUAAAAAUUAUGCAAUCAAAGCAUUAAAAGAAAAAUUAGAUGAAUAAAUAAAUGGAACAAAUAGUUUGGUUAAUAUAAAAGCUUAGAAACUUUAGAAACAAAAAUAAAGAAGAUAGAGGAGAAGUAAUGAAAAAUAUGGCCAUAAUAAAUAAGAAGAAGAAGAAGUAAAAUAAGAAAUUUAGAAUGAAUGA